AUGGAGUUUCCUGCCUGCCGCACUCCUGAGUGGCUUCGAGCUGCCUUUGACGGGCCGCAGCAGCCUCAGGUGCAGCAGCAGCAGCAGCAGCAGCAGCAGCAGGGGGAGCAGCAGCAGCCAGCCCCAGCAGCAGCAGCAGCAGCAGCAGGACGGUUGAGAUGUCCUGAUUUUGUUUUUAAGGGGUUCAGCGCUACACCUCGUUUGCUGCUGUCCACAGCCAGCAGCACCACCGCAACUCCUUCUCGCCGCUCUUCAGCCCGCAGCAGCAGCAGCAGCAGCAGCAGCAGCAGCAGCAGCAGGAGCCUGUAUGAGGAGCGAGCAGCAGCAGUUAGCAACAGCAUUAGAGAGGCUUUGUUCCGUCAAGCUUUAUUUCAAAUACAGAAUGUAGAAGUACAGACACAGAGAAGCUGCAGCAAACCGCGAGUGCUUGCUGCUGCUGCAAUCACCUACGAUCGGCAGCAGCAGCAGAAGCUGCAGCAGCAGCAGCUGCAGCAAGCCGAAGCAGCAGCAGCGGCAGCAGACUCCUUCCCCGAGCGGCUCAAACACUCAGCCAAGGCCUUCCUGCUGCACCUCCGCAGCCGCAGCAGCAGCAGCAGCAGCAGCUUGGGGGAGCUGCUGCGCAGAGAGGAAUGGUAUGUCGAUCGCUGCGGCAGCAAAAGAGUGUAUGAGCGGGAUAUAGAACCCGCUGCUGCUGCUGCUGCAGCAGGCGAGGGAAAGUCUCGUCUGUUCAAGUCUUCUCUGCAGCAGCAGCAGCAGCAGCAGUUGCUGUUGCUGCUGUUGCAGGGGCAGCACUGCUGCCUUGAUGAGGCGCCGAUGAGGAGAUAA
Molecule: messenger RNA, 825 nt
Organism: Eimeria acervulina
Lineage: Eukaryota; Apicomplexa; Conoidasida; Eucoccidiorida; Eimeriidae
Exons: 2
Coding region: 1-825 (274 amino acids)
Source: RefSeq, a predicted model, not a curated record